Molecule: messenger RNA, 715 nt
Organism: Mytilus californianus (California mussel)
Lineage: Eukaryota; Metazoa; Mollusca; Bivalvia; Mytilida; Mytilidae
Product: calmodulin-like
Exons: 6
Coding region: 126-575 (149 amino acids)
Cellular component (GO): myosin II complex
Molecular function (GO): calcium ion binding
Source: RefSeq, a predicted model, not a curated record
UUCCUGUAUCAGUUAAUAAACUUUGACCAUGUCUAUCUGUCUCGGGUUAUCACUGUCACUGAUACUAAUGGAUAACGCACUGCUCUAAGCCGAACAGGAUCAAAUAUCUUGACAGACCAGGUGUCAUGGGUGAUAAACUUUCCGAGGAACAAUUAAAAGAGGUUCGUGAAGCCUUCACAUUGUUUGAUCUGAAAAACGAAGGAAAAAUUCCCAAUGAAAAAGUUGGUCAGGCAGUGCGAUCUUUAGGCCUUAAUCCAUCAGAAGAAGACGUACAACAUAUGAUUCGGGAGGUUGAUGUCAGAGGAACAGGAUUUGCAGUAUAUGCAGAAUUCCUAGCCAUGUUUAAACGCCAUCAACGUGAUAUCAGCAGUGAGGAUGAAAUAAAAGACGCAUUCCGAGUAUUUGACAAAGAAGGGAAUGGUUAUAUCAGUGCGGCAGAGCUCCGACAUGUUCUCACUAACCUCGGAGAGAGGCUGCGAGAUGAGGAGGUUGACGAGAUGAUACGAGAGGCAGAUCUGACGGGAGACGGACAAAUCAAUUAUGAAGAGUUUGCCCAUGUCCUUGUGGGAAAAUGAGAAGUACAUACAAUAAUAGCAGGAAAUCAUUGUCCCAGAGCAGGAAGAAAUCAGCUCAAGACAAAAAAAAAAGACAAAUAAUAUUCCAGUGCAAUAUUUUACAUUGUUGUCAUUUAAUUUAUUACACAUUUAAUUUUGUA